AUGUCCUUCUGUCUCUUCGAUCCUCGAGUAAAUUUAACGUUUUUGGCACUGCUUCUGGUGUACCAGAUUUACUUCAUAAAAUCUCUGAGCGCUGAGACGGGAAGAUCAAGAUCGAAUACGACUCAAGAUGGGUCCCAAACUUGUGCAAAUGAUUUUCUCAAACCUAAGAUUUGCCCAACAAAGAAUGAAGACCGGACCCAUGAUGCAUUUUUCCGCUUGGUGAGGCUCAAUGGCGUAAAAAUCGGCCACAUUCGGGAAAUGAAACUCGAGGAGAAUAAAUCACAUCGAGUUGUAACCCGCAGUUUUCAGCCAUUGUUAUUCGAGAUAAACGAAUUUCUGAGCCACAAGGAAUGCGAUCUGCUCAUUCAGUUAUCCCAACAAAGUCACCUUCAGGACAGCUUAACAAUCAAGGGAAAAGGAGAAGGAAUUGGUAAAGAGGAAUUCUUGAAGAAGCUGGCCUCAAAGAAUUUGACCCUCGAAAAAACUCUGUUCUGCUGGAAACCUGUCUAUGACACUGAUCGGGACGGAAAAAUAACCCUACAAGAAUUUAUAAGAUUUGUGGAUCUAGAGAAAUAUGUUUAUCCGACAAAGGAAGAUGCAUUGCCGAUAUUUACUUUAUUUGAUUUCAACUCAGACGGAUUUGUUGAUGACAAGGAGUGCGCAGACGUCACAAAUGCUACCUACGUUGAGUUCCUUUUUCAUGUCGAGAAACUCAAAUCUGAUCCUCGGUAUUUCAUUCGCUUUAGUGAAUCUGCAGUGCUUUCUAAAGACACGCCCGUUGUGAGAUCGCUACAGAGAAGGAUCGCUAAGCUCACGGGCCUGUCAAGAACUUUAAUAGAAAAAAGUGAAGAAAUUCAGGCAAGUUUUCAUAUAAAAAUAUAA
This is a messenger RNA of Pocillopora meandrina, 882 nucleotides long. NCBI's taxonomy places the organism in Eukaryota, Metazoa, Cnidaria, Anthozoa, Scleractinia, Pocilloporidae. The record is from the annotation of a GenBank genome assembly.